Molecule: messenger RNA, 522 nt
Organism: Scaptodrosophila lebanonensis
Lineage: Eukaryota; Metazoa; Arthropoda; Insecta; Diptera; Drosophilidae
Exons: 1
Coding region: 61-522 (153 amino acids)
Source: RefSeq, a predicted model, not a curated record
AUAUGAAAUUAUUUUAUUAAGAUCAGACGCUUGAGCUCUCAACUUCUUAGUGGCGAAGCCAUGAGGCGUUGGACAAUCUACUUGAUUCUGCUUGGUGCCUGCUGGAUUAUAUUGCUACGUCCUAGUCUGCAUCUGUAUCGGGAGUCUGGGCAUUAUAAACUAGGUGUAGCUAUUAACAAUGUUUUUGCAACCUUUGGAGAAGCCAAUAUAUAUACCCUGCCCGCCGCUUUGAUCUUUAAAUUAAGAAGCAGACACUUGGUUGUGGGUGAGGCCGGGCACAUCCAUAGUCUCAAUUGGGUAUUCAUGCUGCCCUAUCUGCUGCACUGCAUCCAUAGCUAUGUGAGUAGCGUGCAGCACGUGUUCAGCCUGAUUGCAGACCAGUCUGUGGUGGCAGCCGAGAACUAUGGACCCAUUUAUAUGAAGAUUAUUAUGAUGUUCGGCAUGCAGCUGCUCUCGGCACUAGAGAUCGCCUAUGUCCUCUUCUAUGGUGUUCCGCAGCAGGAGGAACAAGUCGUUGAGUGA